This is a messenger RNA of Magallana angulata, 688 nucleotides long. RefSeq lists its product as uncharacterized. The record is from RefSeq and is a predicted model, not a curated record. The coding region runs from base 121 to 528 and encodes 135 amino acids. Lineage: Eukaryota; Metazoa; Mollusca; Bivalvia; Ostreida; Ostreidae. The transcript has 6 exons.
GUUAUCAAUUGUCUUUAUAUAGAAUAUUGGCGAAAGUUUCUCUGUCAGAAGGGAAUUUAUAGUGACAUACAAGGUUUACAUUACAGGAUUAAACACCAGUCCACCAUUCAAAGAUACAACAUGCAAACCACUUUCCUUAUCAUCGGUCUUGUGACGACAGCUCUACAAGUCCAAUCAACGGCCAUCCCUGGCAAAAAAGCUUCAUUUUUAUCCAUGUUGGAGAACACCGUUAAAUCCACGCUAGAAAAGAAACUGUUGACAGAACUGGAAAAGAACGUCGACUGGAAGAACAGCCCUAAGUUUUACGAAGAGGCCUUACAGCUGAUCAAGGAGAAUGAGGGCCAAAUUCUGGGUGGAAUCAUGAGGAUGGUCAUUGACAAAUCAAACGGCACUGGAAAACUUUCCAUCAAAACGGUUGAGGAGGUAGUCUCUGACUUCCUGACCUCCAGGACUCACCACAAGAGAGACGAGGACGAUCACAUGAUGCCCAACUACCUCAACAUCAAGUUUGGCGGAUUUGGCAAAUAGCUUGUUGGAAUGUUACCACUUGCUAAUAAUUGCUGACAGAAUUAUGUGCAAUAAAAUUCACGGGAAAGGGCGGCUACUCUUGUAUAUACACCAUAUGUACAUAUUAUCAUCUUGACUUGCAGUUCUUUAUAAAUAAAACAUGGACUGUGAUACCAUUAUA